Messenger RNA from Antrostomus carolinensis (chuck-will's-widow), 652 nucleotides. Its product is annotated as protein PRRC1. Gene Ontology annotation, molecular function: protein kinase A regulatory subunit binding. The annotation marks the transcript as partial. Gene Ontology annotation, biological process: activation of protein kinase A activity. The record is from RefSeq and is a predicted model, not a curated record. Gene Ontology annotation, cellular component: cytoplasm. The transcript has 4 exons. Lineage: Eukaryota; Metazoa; Chordata; Aves; Caprimulgiformes; Caprimulgidae.
AAACUGGAGGAGAACUGGACAUAGUGGUUACUUCUAAUAAAGAGGUAAAAGUUGCAGCUAUUCGGGAUGCCUUUCAGGAAGUCUUUGGAAUGGCUGUUGUUACUGGAGAGGCUGCACAGUCUAACAUCGCACCCCAACCUGUGGGCUAUGCUGCAGGUUUAAAAGGAGCCCAAGAAAGGAUAGACAGCUUACGUCGAACAGGAGUAAUACAUGAAAAACAGCCUGCUGUAUCAGUAGAAAACUUCAUUGAGGAAUUGCUUCCUGACAAGUGGUUUGACAUUGGAUGUCUGAUUAUUGAGGAUCCAAUUCAUGGAAUUCAUCUGGAAGCUUUUACCCAAGCAACACCAGUGCCUUUGCAAUAUGUUACACAGGCUAAGAGUCUCACUCCUCAAGACUACAGUCUGAGAUGGUCAGGCCUGCUGGUGACUGUGGGCGAAGUCCUUGAGAAGAGUAUACUGAAUGUCAACAGGACUGAUUGGCACAUGGUAUUCACUGGCAUGUCCCGUCGACAGAUGAUCUACAGUGCGGCUAAGGCUCUAGCGGGAAUGUACAAACAACACUUACCACCCAGGACCGUUUGAAAGAAGGUUGAUCCAUGACACUAGGGGAUACUGCUUUUCAUUCUAGAAUUGGAGUGAAAGCUACAUAUUUU